UCUUCUCUCAACGUCAGGGAAGAGCAUCCUGUCAAAUCACAUGUCAGCUCUUGUCAUCUGACAAUGAAAAAGUUUCUUUGAAGUUCAUCAGCGCUGGAAGAGAAGGAGUGCUUCGUGUUUCUUUAAAUGUAUCAGGUCAUAAGAAGCUGAAGUUUAUGGUUGAUGGGGUUAUAGUGCGAACAGAGAGAACUUCGAAAAGAAAAAAACUAUGACAUAACCUUCUGCAGAUCCUCAGGUGAUCUCCUCAGUUCUCCUUCAGGAACAUGUGCCUCUAACGGCUUUUCCAUGAUUUGUGAUAAUAAAGCGUGGCUCUCUGUUACCCCAUGUGACCCCGACAAGCGUUGCUGGGGAAAUGGACAGUGUGUCAUCCCAAGGACGUGCACCAUCUCCGGAUCCAACAUCAUUGGUUUCUUUGGAAAUGUUUCCACUAUAACGGAUCGCUGUGCAUACAUUCUGAUGUCAGAUGCUGGUGUCGAGCUGCUGGGCAUCUUCCGCGAUCGCCGCCGGAAAGACGUCAGUUUGUUGGACCAUGUGAUUGUACGUGUGGUGGGGGCAGAGUUUAUCCUGGGACAAGGUGGAAGGGUUCAGAUGAACAAAUCAACUUUGAGCAUCCACAGUUCUGCUCAGAUGUUUCACCAAGUGGAAUUUUCCAAGGACCAAACUGGUGUCACUGCCAACCUCCUGACCUCAACAUCACACAAAGUUUCAGUUUUCUUUGAUGGCUACACUGCACAGAUCUAUGUGGAAGGAGAUGAGUCCGACCUCCAGGGCUCAUGUGUGAACUCCACAGUGGUAAAGUCUGAUAGCGCCAGCUUCUCCAGCUGUGAGGAUGUCCACCUUGAACCUCCUGACCUCAGCAUCAACUGCCCUGCCAUGACCACUCACUGUGGCCUCCUGAAAGAUCCACCCUUUACCUCCUGCCACGACCACGUCGACCCAAAACCUUACAUCAGUGCAUGCAUCGCCACGCUGUGCAAAUACCCGGCAGUGGACGGUCUCAAGUGUCGAUUCCAUGAUGCCUACGCCAGAGCCUGCAGACUGCACAUCAACAUCACAUUGGAGGGCUGGAGUUCAAAGGGCCGCUGCCGUAAGAGCAUCUUCUGUCCACACGUUGUCUGCAGUGCUCAUGAGUUCUGUGCUGAUGGCAUCGGUGAUGGAACCAGAUGCUUCUGUCGUGCUAUUUUUGCCUCCAAAUACAAAUCAACAAACACCUUAGGUGAGUCAACCAUCUGUCACCAAAACUCUGCUUCACUUUCUCUGGUCGGUUGCCUCCUGGAGGAAAAAGGCAUAAACUACUCUGUGUUAAAACUCAAUGACCCGAGCUGCAGAGGUCACAUGGACAACCACACCCACAUGCUGACCUUCAGCUUCAAUGAAACCAACACCUGUGGGGCGGAGGUGACGAACAACAACAGCCAAAUCAUCUUCAAGAACACCAUCAUGAUCCAAAGUAACACAUCUGGAGGCAUUAUUCGACACAACCAGUUCCAGCUGAACUUCUCCUGCUUUUACAGCCAGCCAGAUAUGAAGAGCAUCACCUUCAGAAUCAUCGACAGCACUGUGGUCCAGCAGAUUGCAUCUGGAGCUUGGAAUUACAGCCUGUCCAUGAAGGCCUUCACUGAUGCUAACCACUACCAACCUAUCAGCGCAAACACCAGGCUCCUAUUGGGCCAGAGGGUAUGGGUGGAGCUGAGCACCGAUGGACUGGACGACAAAUUAGUUGCCGUGGUGAUAGAAUCCUGUUGGGCAACCAACCAGAUGUCGGCCAUUAGGGGUCUGAGAUACAACCUGAUCAUGAACAGCUGUGCAAACCCUGAUGACAGGACUGUGACGGUGACAGCCAAUGGACAGGGAACAUCCCCCUACUUCUCCUUCAACAUGUUCCAGUUCAGUGGGAGUUCUGCUGACGUUUACCUGCACUGUAAACUCAACCUGUGUGGGAAAACCAAGAAUGACAAGUGUAUCCCAAUCUGUGAUCAGACUGCAACCGAGAGAAGGCGUAGAUUUGUCGUGUCCCAAUACAUUGACGACAAUCCUGCUGUCAUCACCAUGAUCUGGACUAAUUAGGUACGAGGUGCUGCUGACUGCCGACCAAUAAGGUGGAACUGAGUAGGUGUUGAAAAGUGCAGAUUAUUUAAGGUUUUUGUCAAAAUUUUAGAAGAACUGUGGCAGAAAACUGUACCUACAGAUGUAGAAGCUGUUCUGACCUUUGACCCUCAGACCUUCUAUCUGAAUGCAAGUCCACCAACAAGCUGAUGAGGGAAAUUCUGUGGAACAUGACAUGAACCAAAGCUGUGGCGUUAAUGACACUGCUUUGUUUGUAUUACGAUUUUAUCUCGUUGCCAGAAAGUGCUGUUUCGUUCUUUUUUUUGCUUAAUGGUGUACGACCUUUGUAUAUGUGUGCCAUAUAUUCUAUUUGUUUUUCUCUCAGUAGUGACUCUGUAUGAGAGCUCGUGUUAGGCUAUGGUUUGUGGUUUAGUCAUGAGCGUUUCUGUUUUACUCACUCCUUUUAAGAGUUGGCACUGCUUUCUCUGUCAUUUGGGGAUGGGGACAUAA
Molecule: messenger RNA, 2556 nt
Organism: Sphaeramia orbicularis (orbiculate cardinalfish)
Lineage: Eukaryota; Metazoa; Chordata; Actinopteri; Kurtiformes; Apogonidae
Product: uromodulin-like
Exons: 15
Coding region: 286-2067 (593 amino acids)
Source: RefSeq, a predicted model, not a curated record